This is a messenger RNA of Saccostrea echinata, 1983 nucleotides long. Its product is annotated as tyrosine-protein kinase Tec-like. Gene Ontology annotation, molecular function: protein binding. The record is from RefSeq and is a predicted model, not a curated record. The transcript has 10 exons. Lineage: Eukaryota; Metazoa; Mollusca; Bivalvia; Ostreida; Ostreidae. Gene Ontology annotation, biological process: intracellular signal transduction. The coding region runs from base 135 to 1193 and encodes 352 amino acids.
AACCUAUACUGAAAGCUUUUCUGAAGAAAAGAUCAAUCGAUAAGAGUGUCUAUAUUACUUCUUCAAACUUUCAAAAAAGAUGGUUUGUGCUGGAUGACGACAAUCUAACAUACUACGAUGGGAAAAUUUCGAAAAUGGGUGAAGAAAAAGGAAAGAUUGAACUUAAAAAGAUCUUGGCAGUCGAGGCAGUGGACCACGGUUGUCUGGAUGGCAAAAGGAAUGUCUUUCAGGUGAUACACAUAUGUGCUACAAGAUACGACCCUGUAAUUUUAUACGUGGUAACUGGUAGCACAGAAGAACAAGAAAAGUGGAUCAGCGGAAUCAGGAAAUGUGCCAUUAAAAAUAAUGCAACUUUUAUAAAGAAUUAUCAUUCUGGUGUGUGGACUGGUGCAUGCUUUACCUGCUGUCAUGCUCAAGGGAAACUAGCACGGGGAUGUAAAGUGGUCCACGGUUGCGUAGAAGGUAUUUCUCAUGAACGUGCAGGAGAGGAUCAAGGGAAGCAAACCUCCUCAGGAAUUUCCUCGUCAAGUUCAUCAAUUAAAUCACGAACCAGGACUGCUCCUUCCAGACCCCCGCCUAGUAUUCCCCAUAACAACGGGGAAUCGAGUGGGGCUAGGCACACAGAACACGACUCCCCAAGAAGUUCCGCUAAAAGUCGGUUGACAAAGAAAUCUUCUUCUACAUCUCAGUCAUCAUCGAACGGACGUUCUCAAAUUAACAAAAUCUGUGUGGGGAUAUAUGACUAUAGUCCAUCUUCAGAUUCAGAUGUGACAAUUGUAAAGGGAGAACGUUUUGAAGUUUUAGAUGAUUCGGACGAAAACUGGUGGACUGUAAAAAAUAUUAAAAAUGGAGAAUCUGGUUAUGCCCCUAAAAAUUAUCUUGAAGAAGACGCUGCUGUUGAUGCAUACGAAUGGUAUUUUGGAAGUGUAUCAACAUCAGACUGCGACUCACUAAUGGCAAAUGACGGGCGGCCUGGUUGUUUUCUCGUUCGUGAUUCCAGAGAAAAGGGCACCUUUACUCUUUGUUUAUUUGACGGUGCCAGCAUUAGAAAAUUCCGAAUCGAAAACACAACAACUGGGAAAGUUUAUAUUGUAAAAGAGAAGGAAUUUUCCUCCGUGCCCCAACUUAUUGAAUAUUAUCAGCAACAUGAAGUCGGCUCCACUGGCUGCAGACUGGAAUCAGUCGUUAUGUAAUUGUGGCACAGGUGCUAUAUCAUCGUUACCAAUGAACGAAUUGUCAAAAUUCUGGAGAAGUUAUUCUACAACAAGACCCUAUUUUAUAUUGUGGAAUAUGGAGACAAAUUGGAUUUGGAGGAAGAAGUCAUUGACUCCAUCACAACUAUAAAUUAAAUUCAUCUUGCUUGAAACAGAUUUAGCUGAUUUUAUAUAGUACACUGUAAAAAAAAAAAACAUGCAGUGUAUACCGGUAUAAAUAAACAUAUAGUCAAUAUUUGGGCUGAAAAUUACAAAAAGUGUAAACUUAACAUUAAUCCUCAUUAUAAUGACAUUUUUAUUUUUUCAAAUCAUGGUAUAAGGGGUUUCACUGAUCUAUCACAAAGUAUUUGACAAGAGUUGGGUAACUCAGGUGAGUGUUGUUACCCGUAGGUCUCAUUUACUAUUUUUUUAUUGUUCAACAUAACUGUAUUUCAACUUUAUCAUCAUUUUUAAUAUGCAUGCAGUAUUUGUAUAUUAUUCUUUUUAGUUUUAAAAUUAUUUUAAUUGUUAACCUUCUUCCCUUCUUCCAUGAAGAAAGGCAGAGCACAAACAAGCAUACGCACAAUCAUAUACAGACACCUCUGCUUCUUCCCUUAAUACUCCACUUUAUUAUAUACCCAAGUGUGUAUCACUCAAUUUUACUGUAGAUUUCGUACAAUCACGUGACGGUGUGAUCCAGCUUUCCGGAUCACCACACUGUGGUUUUCUGAAUCCAUAUCACCCCUCUCUGAAAUUGAUGACGUAGUACACAGAAACGUGACGCUAUUUU